Messenger RNA from Kogia breviceps (pygmy sperm whale), 878 nucleotides. RefSeq names its product corticotropin releasing hormone (gene CRH). Lineage: Eukaryota; Metazoa; Chordata; Mammalia; Artiodactyla; Physeteridae. Gene Ontology annotation, cellular component: extracellular region. The record is from RefSeq and is a predicted model, not a curated record. Gene Ontology annotation, biological process: negative regulation of glucagon secretion; positive regulation of cortisol secretion; negative regulation of epinephrine secretion. Gene Ontology annotation, molecular function: corticotropin-releasing hormone activity.
GCGCUUUGGCGCCGAGCCCUGCAGGCGUCCCUUUUCCUGCCCCCCCGUCUCGGCCUCCCUCCAACUCUGGAAGUCCGAGUUUGCGCGCUUCAGCACCGCGGACAGCGCCCGCCCGAGCCCCCGAGCCGGGUCUGUGGGUGUCGUCCUGUAGGAAGCCCCCACCCUCCGCCCCGAGUGCACCUCCCAGUUGAGCUCAACUCUGAUCAACUCUUGCUUUCUCUCUUUCUCUCUCUCGUUCCGUCCGCUGCCCACCUCGGUGCCGCACCUAGCGCCCCUAACAUGCGGCUGCCGCUGCUCGUGUCCGCGGGCGUCCUGCUGGUGGCCCUCCUGCCCUGCCCGCCAUGCAGGGCCCUCCUUAGCCGGGGGCCCGUCCCGGGGGCCCGGCAGGCCUCGCAGCACCCCCAGCCCCUGGAUUUCUUCCAGCCUUCGCCGCAGCCUCAGCAGCCGCAGGCUCGGCCCGUCCUGCUCCGCAUGGGGGAGGAGUACUUCCUCCGCCUGGGUAGCCUCAAUAAGAGCCCCGCUGCUCCGCUCGCGGCCGCCUCCUCGCCUCCUGCCGGCAGCAGCGGCAGCCGCCUUUCGCCGGACCAGGUGGCCGCCAACUUUUUCCGCGCGUUGCUGCAGCAGCUGCCGCUGCCCCGGCGCCCGCUCGACAGCCCUGCGAGUCCGGUGGAACGCGGCGCCGAGAACGCCCUCGGCGGCCGCCAGGAGGCACCGGAGAGGGAGAGGCGAGCCGAGGAACCUCCCAUCUCCCUGGAUCUCACCUUCCACCUCCUCCGAGAAGUCUUGGAAAUGGCCAGGGCUGAGCAGUUAGCGCAGCAAGCUCACAGCAACAGGAAACUGAUGGAGAUUAUUGGGAAAUGAAACGGUGCGUCUGGCCA